Molecule: messenger RNA, 1932 nt
Organism: Saccostrea cuccullata (small rock oyster)
Lineage: Eukaryota; Metazoa; Mollusca; Bivalvia; Ostreida; Ostreidae
Product: mucin-5AC-like
Exons: 4
Coding region: 121-1932 (603 amino acids)
Source: RefSeq, a predicted model, not a curated record
UAUCUGUGCUGAUUAAAUAUUCAAUACAUUGAAAGAUAAGGUACUUAUCAGAAACUCAUAUGUUUAAGGGUUUUAACUCCACUUAUUUUUUUAAACCACCAUGAGAAAAGUACGUUGACAAUGUUGGGAUUACUUGUAAUUAUUUACUGGUUUGCAGGAGAAAGUACUGCUGUUGGAGAAUAUUCUUCACAUAUUUUACCAGAACCAAAAUUCUAUGAGAGCUCUUGCUAUGGAGUUGCGGACGAAUAUGUUGACUUCCAAUUUAACUGUACAAGUGAUGAUAGUUCAAUAGCAGUGUCUUCAGUGAUAGCAGCCGCCAAGCCAUUAACCAAGAACUGUUCUGAUGUUAUGUCCUCAGGAAUUAACUCUGAAUAUCACGAGAGAUGCUGUACGGUGGAUCAGGAGAGAGACUGUAACGCGACGUACCAUAACACAAAUGAUUCACUAACUUACGAAAUUCAAAGUGUGUGUAAUGGAUAUCAGAAAUGUCCGUCACCAGUCCGAACACCAUGGAUGCGUGUCGGAUGUAACAAUACCGUAUAUCCCCUAGAAAACAACUACAUGAUAGUGGAUUACUUCUGCAUUAAAAAAAGCAAAAUUGCAGUUUUGCAAUCAAGUAAUAAAAGUUUGAAAGGAAGACAAAGUGUUUAUCUGCAGUCGGCUGGGUAUCCGUGUGACACCACCUACUCUAACGACGAGGAGUGGUGUCAAAUUGAAGUCAGUGAUGCAGCAAUUCCUAUACAAGUGGUAGCUAUUGACAUUAAGUUAGCGGAAAAUGCCAGCAUUGUUUUUAAAGAGGCCAAGGGCUGCAAGGAAUCAGAAUACAAGAUAACAUACGAAAACAACAACAAAUAUCAAAUAGUUAACAUUUUUAACCUGACAAAUACGGUUUUCCUUUCCUACAGAACUGGAAGUUUUUCCUCAGCUCGAUUCUGGAUUGGAUUUGUGUCGAAUCAGAAUAUAUCAAUCACAUGUGGAGUAACCAUUAAUGAGAACUGCACAACUAAACUCCUCUUAAACACAUUCAGCAACGAGAAUAAAAAAGCGUGUUCAGGAAAAGGUGGCAUAACUUCUGGCAAGUUACAAACUACGAAUCCAAACAAAAAUACCGUUUCAACAACUGAUAAGGAUCAUAACUCGACAAUCGAUUCUACCACAAACAGCACUAUUGCAAACUACAAGUACCAAAGUCCGGGGUAUUCCACAGAGAGUACUACAACAGCUAACAAGGAUCACAACCCGAGAUCUUCCACAGAGAGUACUACAACAGCUAACAAAGAUCACAACCCGAGAUCUUCCACAGAGAGUACUACAACAGCUAACAAAGAUCACAACCCGAGAUCUUCAACAGAGAGUACUACAACAGCAAACAAAGAUCAUAACCCGAGAUCUUCAACAGAGAGUACUACAACCGUUUACAAGUAUCCCAAAACGAGCUUUUCUAAAGAAGGCACUACAUUUACCAAAAAAUACCACAGUCUGGUUUAUUCCACACACGGCACAAAAAAUUACAAAAAUCAUAGCCUGGGCUAUUCCUCGUUUAGCACUAGAACAACCUACAGGAAUCAUAGUCAGAGUAUUUCCUCUGGUAGCAUUAGAACGACCAACACGAAUCAGAGCCUCAGCUCUUCUACGGACAGCACUAGAACAACCAACAAGAAUGCUAGCCCGAGCUCCUCUCCGGGAAGCACAAAUACAACCUACAAGAAUAAUAGACCUGCCCUUUCUAAAGACAGCACUACAACGUACAAGAAUCCUAGAUCAGGCCCUCCCAGAGAUAGCACUACAACAACUACCGAAAACGGCACUUCAACAACUAAUAAUAACACUGCAAAAGCUGGCAAUUCUAGCAGCCAGACCUCUUGCACAGAAACCCCACCAACAAAUAACACUGCAAAAGGUAAGAAUUUUAAAAUAGACUUCACUAACUGA